This is a messenger RNA of Anopheles stephensi (Asian malaria mosquito), 11427 nucleotides long. RefSeq lists its product as uncharacterized. Lineage: Eukaryota; Metazoa; Arthropoda; Insecta; Diptera; Culicidae. Gene Ontology annotation, biological process: regulation of transcription by RNA polymerase II. The coding region runs from base 1269 to 5738 and encodes 1489 amino acids. Gene Ontology annotation, molecular function: DNA-binding transcription factor activity, RNA polymerase II-specific; RNA polymerase II cis-regulatory region sequence-specific DNA binding. The transcript is spliced from 7 exons. The record is from RefSeq and is a predicted model, not a curated record.
CUCCAAAGCACCUGACAGCAUCGGUCCGCACCGUACCUGCGCCAAUCGACACUCAGCUUUUGCAGCUGAUCUGGUGAAUUUAUUUCUCGUUUUCGGAUUCUGCAAGUAGUGCACGGUGCGAGAAAAAUCGGAAAUGUUUUUUCCCAGUGCCUUCUAGUGCGGCCAUACCUCCUUAUCGCACGUUUUUCGAACCGCUCUUUAUCCUGUCCGGGCUGUCUCGCCGUGUAGUGCCGUGUGUGUGUGUCCGUCUUUUUUUUCUUCUGCUACUUCAACUCUAACUUCCCAGCACCUAGAGCCCCUCGCACCAAAAACAUCACGGCCGAAUGCAAAUCGUGCACAGGAAAUCUCGCAACUCCCAGUGGUGGUCCACGACCAGUCGGGUCGGCUCUUCCGGAGACGCUCCGUGUGAAGGUGUACGGUUUUCGUCUGCCAGCUUCUGCGACCAAUAAUUGCGUGUACCUUGUGCGUGCGUGCGUACGUGCGUGUGUGUGUUGUUGAUCGGUUUACGCCACAGUGUGCUGCACAGAAUUUCGGCAUCCGGCCUCCCUAUCUAGUAUCUAGUGGCCAUAUGAGAUGAAAAGCAAAGCGCCACACGCCACGGCAAAAUGUAAUUGUCCAGUGAAAUGUGAUGGAUGAAGCUGCAGAUUUUCCGCCAGUAAAGGAAGGAAUUUAGUGUGCAAAUGUGCAUCCUGUGAGUUCGCAUAAGCGUGUGAGCACUACCACUCGGCAGUGCUAUGAAGAAGAAAAAAUAGUUUCCUUUCGCGUGUCCCGCAUCCCGCAUCAAUACCUAUUGUGCAAAAUAAAAAAAAAAGUAAUAGAAGAAAAAGUGUGCCCCCCACAGAAAAAAGUUGCGUGAAGUAGAAAAGUGCCUCUCGUCUACGGUUUGGGCAUACUGCCUUCAUUUCGCUCCUUUGUGUUAUCCCCGUGCUUGCUCGAUUGCCCGUCGUUCCUCCGCACAAUAUUCGCUAGCCUUGUUUUCGGAUCAAGUUUUCAAUAUCCGCAAAGCCCGAAAUCUCCCCCACCCACAACAGUGCCCUAGCGUGUCCUACUUCGAUGAGCGAAGGUUAAUAGUGAAACAAGUGAGCAGAGAAAUAAUAGUGUCUUUCGCUACAAUUUUCUCGUGCGUUCGUUGGUGUGUGUGCGUGUGUUGUCUUUGUGUGAGAGGUGGCCUGAUCUCUAGCCGGAAAGCAAAAAAAAAAAGGAAGAAACCAGUGGCGCAAGGUGGUAAGGGAGAAGGGUGGUGUAACAGGUGUCGCUUGCGGGAGGAAAUGUCUCAGACCAAUUCGUUCCAACCGUGGAAACAAACGCUCCCGGUCGGUUUACCUUCGAAUCUUGGGUCCGCUAUCUUUGGAGGCACUACAGCUGUCAGUGCAGCGGCAGGCUAUGGAAAAAUACCAACGUUACCACCACCACCACCACCACCACCACCACCACAGCAACCGACCCCGUCACCAUCGUCCUCGUCGUCAUCCUCUUCAUCCCUGUCCUCCUCCGUAAGCUCGUCAACGCCGGCCCCGGGUGCGCUAGGCACACCGACGACGCCCUGCAUUCCAACCGGAGGUCCUCCGAUGCAUACUCCACUACUGACCAUCCCUUCGCCCGGAGGUGGUGCCGUGUCGUCCUCCACAGCAUCCACCGGUGGACCUGACUUUCUCGCCCAAAUGGCCGUUAACAAGCUGAAGCUGGGGAAGCUGAACGCCAGCUACGAACUGGCUGCGGCCGGUGUUGCAGCAUCCCACCCACCACAGGCGGGCGGCACCGAGCUGGAUGUGGACAUGGGUGAGGACCACGAUCCAAGUGUCGCAGCCAUGAAGGCGAUGUUGGCGAGUUCCGGGUGUCACAAUCCGGCCGCGCUUGGGGACCGAGAUCGCGAGCAGCAGAUACAGCAGAUAUUCGAAAAAUCCAUCAGUGACAACACUAAGAAGCAGAUAGUGGAAAUACUGGAGAAAAUAUCGACCCUUCGGCCGCCAGAACGUUUGCUGCUGUAUCUUCGCAUGCCGGGAGGAUAUCCGGAAACAGAUCCUUUGCGUCAGUCACAGAACCCGCUCGGGACGCGGCUAGAGAUUAAUCAUACGAUCAACUGGGUUCGAUCGCAUCUAGAGCACGACCCGAAUGUGUCAAUUCCGAAGCAAGAAGUGUACGAUGAUUAUGUAGCAUACUGCGCAAGGAUCAACAUUAAGCCGCUUUCCACGGCGGAUUUCGGCAAGGUGAUGAAGCAGGUUUUUCCCGGCAUCCGACCGAGACGGCUGGGCACGAGAGGACAUUCCAGAUACUGUUACGCUGCAAUGCGCAAGGCCACGAAACUUCCCAUCCCGAAGCUGCCCGAUCUCACCAGCGCCGGCGGCUCAAUCGAGAAGCAGUCCAGCGAAGGCCAAAGCUUCAACGAAGAAGAAUCCUGGAAGGUGGUGAAGGCGUGGGCCGAAGCGAUGCUCCCAUCCUGCUUCACCACCAUCAACGAGCUGGCCGGGUUUAUCGCGAAGAACAACCUUAACUCACCGACCGGCAUCAGCAGCCGGCAACAGUUGCACAAGAAGAUCCUGCAGCGCGAGCUGAAGGAAAAGCGAAAGCUCUCCGCUGUAGCGAUGAAGAAGCGUCGCAAGAAGCGCAGGAAGACACUCUCGACCAGCAUUUGCGAUGCACCAGAGUCCCGGAAUACCAGCACGCCGGACAGUAGCAAAACGAAACCGAUAGGGGCGUUCGGUGCGGUAGAAACGCAACAGCAGCAGCAGCGAACCGUAAGUACAAAGCAACCGCAGCAGCAACAGCAACCAACCACGCCGAUCGAUGGUGGUGCAGGCCUAAACACUUCCUGCAACGGGUCUGGCCCGGCCGGCGCGACGAGUCAGCUGCUCCAGCACAUGAUUAAGCGCGAGCAGCAGGAUUUUCUCGACGAGGACAACAAUAAUACGACCUCGGCUGUCGUCGCUGGCGGCAAGAUGAUGCUCCUGCAGCGUCAGCACCAACAGCAGCAGCAGCAGCAGCAACACCAGCAGCAGCAACAACAACAGCAUCAAAGUACAAAUCUCAACUGUGAUACUAGUAAUGGUGUCUUGGAGUCGUUCAACAAAGACCUGAUCAUGGCGGUAGCGGCCAGCGGUUUUCUUCCACCGUCAGCGACCGGUGUGUCGUCCGUUAUCGCCCACGGCACUCACCCACCGCAACAUGUGCAGCAGCAACAGCAGCAGCAACAGCAACAGCUGAUGCAACAACGGCUGCUCGAGGGCGGCAUGCGCAGCCCGCAGGACCAACAAUUCCUGCAGAAUGUGUACUGCAAAAAGGUACGCCAGGCGCAACAGCUGAAAGCCGUCCAGCAGCAACAGCAGCAACAAGCCCAAUUGCAACUGCAGCAACAGCAACAUCCGCAUCAGCCAUCCGCCGGGCACGCCCAGUCACCGCUGUUCUUUCCCAACCGGCCCACGAGCGUCCAGAAGCGGCAGCUUGCCAACAGUGUCGCAUUCGCUGGUCGGCAGAAGCGGCUGAAGCUGCUCCAGCAACGUCAGCAACGGUCGCUCGAGGCGCAGAACAACAGUGCGCCCCGGUACGACGAGCAGGGCAAUCUAAUACUCAUCGAAACGCAGGACCCGACCACCCAGGACGAGUUUAUCAUUCCGCGCGAACGGGUCAUCAGUAUUUGCAACAUGGACAAGAACGCGCUCGACGGCUAUCUGAACUGCGAGGAGGAAAACUCGCAGGAUCAAGACCAGGAGCUGUUGAAGUACUUCCCGGAGGAGGACGGUACCGGUGGCGGCUCGGCGCAACAGCAGCAGCUCGAUUCUUCGGUCGAUAACGAUGGCGCCACGGGUCCGGGACCGUCGUCGUCCAGCUUCGGCACAGGUUUGUUCGAUGACAACGAAAAGCUGUUUCAAAUACGCAUGAUCCUCGAAAAGAACCAGAGCAACCAGAACAAACAGCAGAUGUUGCAGCACCAGCACCAGCAGCAGCAGCAACAGCAAAUGCAACAAGCUCUAGAAUCCCAGCUGGCAGCAUACGAUACAGCGAGCACAGUGAACCAAGGUAUGGGACUACAGCCCGGAUCGGCAGCCGCCUCUUUGGCAGCCCUUUCCCAGCGUCAUAACACAACCACGGGCGAUCCGACGACUGUUGGUGGCGAUGCAUCAUCAUCCGUGCUCGCUCCAGAUCAGCAUCAAAGGCAGCAGCCAAAGCCGCACGACGGCGCACUAUCUUCGCAAGCGUAUGGAAUGAAUCCGCUAAACGGCACGACUGCCCCCGGUGGCAGUCAAGCGCUGUCGCAAACGCUACAAAGUCCAACGACACGCCGCAAGAACUUUAGCUUCGUUCCCAUCUCCGAGCAGCCGCAGCGUGCCGGUGGUACGAGCGGAAAAAAGCUUUCGGGGAGCGGCAACAUCAACCACACACCCACCGACAGCCCGUUUGUAAGUCCGCGAAGCACGCCGAUCCACCGCAAAGCUCACAAAGCAUCGAACGGACUAACGUUAAACUUGGGCGAGAACAAGUUCAGCAACCAUCAGGCGCACGGACACCACCACCAGCAGCAACAGCAACAGCAACAACAGUUGCAGCUCACCGGUGGCGGUAGCUCAUACAACCAACAUCUUCCGCAACAGCCGCAACAGUCGCACCAGCAACAGCAGUCACGGUCCUAUCUGGGCGGGUACAUUAAGAACGAACUGCCGGCGUCGGCGCCACCCAGCCCUUCCAUGAUGCAACCGUACCGUUUCGGACCGGUAGGCAUGAAUGGGCUAACCUGUGGCAUCACCUCUAUGCCGACCACCUUCCAGCCGAUCUGCAAUCCACACGGAAGUCUUUCGUCGGCCGGCGGCAGCGGCCACAGUGCGCCGAUGUCGUCGCUCGAGUCACGCUCCAGCAGCGUUCCGCUCAUCCCCAACUACGACGCGUACUGCAACUCUAACUAUAAUUCCGUCUCGCAAACGCCCGUCCCCUCCGAGUACGAUGAUUUCACUGAAACGAGCAACAUUUUCGACAUACUGCGCGAACAGUCCAGCCAGCUGACGGCAGCGGUCAAGAUCGAAGAAUCGGAACUAACUCUGCCCGAUCUGCUGCCCGACCAGCUGCAGCAGCAGGAAGACGGUGGCGGUGGAGGAGCAUUCUUCACACGCUCGGCCAACUAUAACAUCGUUUCGCGUUCCGUUCCCUCCACGCCGCUGCCACAUCUGGGUGGCUUUAGGGCGAGCGGGUCAAGUGCGGCUUCCGGGACAGGCAACUGCCUCGGUCCGAUGGGUGGUGGUGGUCCCGGUGGGCUCGGGAUGGUAGCGACCCGUUCCAUGUUUGAGCUGCCCAAAUCUGUCCCCUCGACGCCGAUCGCCCUGAACGAGGGCAGCUGCCAAGGUGACUCGAUGUUCCAGUACAGUCCGGAAACGUCCCGCGAUUUUCUCAUCAACGGGAACUCCGUCGAUCGCAGCAAAUCAUCUGCCGCUUCAUUCUAUUCCCCGGUGGCCGGUGGCGGGUCCGGUCCCGGAACCGCUGGUACGAACGUGUCCGGUUCGCUUGCGAUGGCCACGAAAGGAUCCUCCGACCCCAUCGGCGGUGGAAACGUUGCAGCGGAACUCGGUGCGUCACAUGCGACCGGUGCCGGUGCCUGCUCGGUGCAUUCCACGUCCUCCGGCACGGCCGACCCGAUCGCACCACCGUCCGCCGAUCUGGCCAGCGUGCUUUCCGACGGCAUCGAGGGCCUUUCGAACGAGCUGGACAGCAUGGCCGACUCAAUGAUCAAUCCCGACAUCUUGCGGAAUCUGUAAACUGGUCUGUUCCACGCCGACGGUGCUCCACCCGAAUCCCGAGGCAGGGCAACAUUGUGGCUACAAUGUAGGUCGACGUUUUAUUUGUUUGGUAAUUUAUUCACCACGUGCCGCCGCCAUCAACUGCGGUCGAGAUUGUGUGCUUGUCUAUAUACGUCGUACAUAGUAGUGCGCACCCGAUCGUUCAUUACCCUACGAUCGUCCCCGGCCGACGCGCGGUACGGAGCGCUGCCUGGGCGGGGCGGCCAAGCGGCGGGAACGUACUGCUCUCCCCAAUUCUGUACUCGCAAAUGUUUCGUCUCGUUGGUUAGGUUUAGCAGCUACUACACUAGCGAUGCACUUAAACCCCUCCCAACGCUCGCCAGCUCAAUGAGUGCUAUUUAGAAGGAGCAUGCGAUGCAUUUGCUGCAUCUACACUGCAGCUACUGCAGCAUGAGCAGCAGCAUCAGCAUCGGCAGUGGUGGUAUGCGGGAGGACGGACAGCAGGUUCAACGACGCUGCCGCCGUACAUUCUCCCGACCACUCACACAUGCACGUGCCCGGAUGCACGGAUCUCGCCGUCGCCGUUGUGACAUUGGCCUUGAAAUAGUGCACACACUUUCCACACUUGCGCACAUCCAUACCGCUCCGUGACGAUGCGGUCGGUCGGUGGAGGGAUGGAUGUUGGCGGCGCGUAGUUUAGUUCUGCCGGCCGGCUGCUAGCUACCCUUUACCGUUUAAAGCUGUGGAAGCUUUCUCCGAGAUAGACUGAGAGAGUAAGAGAGUGAGAGAGCGAUAGGAAAAUGGGGCCGGAGCUCUAAUGCGGGUUUUUGGAUGCACAUUGCAGAUUUUAUUAGGUCCCCCAUCGAAUGCACCCGGAUGACGUGGGCAAGUAAAAUGGAGAACGGAAAACAUUCGUUUGUGCCAAGAACCAUUUUACGACGCGUUUGUUAACUAUUUUUAAUCAUCUACACAGAUACACAGCUGCACCCGACAUUUUAUCAUGGAAACCUUAAAGGAGGGGGAGGUUGAUCAUUUUCUCCUUUUACUAUUUGACGCUCGAUUUAAGCAUGAAAUGCUGGAACAUUGUAACAAAUUUAAAUCCUGUGCGAGGUGCGCUCAACAAGUAGUGGGGUUUUAUAUUCGGUUUUGGAAAGUUUUUUGGAGAGUAGACAAUGAAUGCAAUAUCAAAAAAUGUCUGAUAAAUAGCUUCUUUAACUUGUGUUAAUAUUUUCAUCAGCAGUUCACCUGCUGAGGUUGAUGAGCCUAGGGCCAAGAUAAGAAUUUAUUUCAAACACCCUUCGUGCAUAAUUUUAACUUCGCAAUUCGUCACACAAACACGAACCCCUGGGGGGGGAGGUGAGCUAAAGAGAUUACCCACGCUAUUUAUUGUUAUUACAAUGUUCCUCACAAUGUGCUGCUACUGCUUCAAUACAUUCCAACCGAUCGAAAGUUGUUCCCUCUACCACGGCCACACGCACCCGGUUGUGGUCACUUUGGCAUGUAAAUUAGCAGUUGAAAAAUCAAUAAUCCUCGCCACCAACAAUCUCGAUCCUCCUCCGCACGGUGCAACCGGAGCGUUGAUUUACGGUCCUGUACGGCGUUUGACUCUCGUACACGUGCCAGCUGCUAAUAGGCCAACAAGACACACACACACACACACACACACACACUCUCACGCGGGCAAUACAAAGUUGCAUGCUGUGAUGAAACGGGCAGAACAAACAGCAAACAAAAAAACUAGAGACGAAGAACAUUUUGUGCGCAGUGAUCAUGUGUGUGUGGAAAACUAGCUUCCAGACGUAUUUUAGUAAAUUAUCUUCACCCUAAUCCCAUGAUGAUGGGGUGUGAGUCACGGCGAGUAAUGCAGCUGCUUUACCACAAACGUACUUGAUGCCCAGACCCACUCGCAAUUGAUAAUAGGCGACCGCUGCAAACAAGAGCAGCCAUAAAUAUUUUCAUUUGUUUAGAAAAGAAAGGCUGGUAAAAUGUCCUCUUAUCGUACGGCGAUACAUUGUUGCUCAUCAACCACCACUAUUCCGCCACUAUCGAUAAGAAACACUAUUGCCAAUUCAAUGGCGGGGUGUAUUGCGUCAACAUGGCUAGACUUGGCCAUGCUCGAGCGUCCAAACGUUUGAGCUGGGAAAACUUUCGCACUCCAGUGUACGGGGUGUUGAAGUAGCAAAUCUUACCUUAUCGGACAUCUUGUGAGCGGUUUUGCUGGAGCAAGCGUAAAGUGAAGCAGCCCUUUCCUGGAAUGACAGUAUGGUGUGUUGCGAUUAAAGGGAGCUGGUUCGAUUGAUAAGCACAUCGGCGCACGUGCAUCAGCAUAUGCUAGGGCCGCCGAAACCUUCACCACUCACGUGGGUGAAAGUGAUCGAUCGGUCGGUGCUGAUAUGGCGUCGAGAGCUGGUAUCGUUUUUUAUCAUAGAUUCAUACGGCAGUGAUUAAAGUGUUGGUGACACACAAGCAUCACACCAAGUUGGACCUUCGUUGCGAGAGGAAUGCAAGCAUAAAGGGCUCGGAGCAUGUAUGAGAGCAAGCGAGAGCGAAACAUAAAAGGCCCUGCCCUUGAACGGUACCACAAGUUCAUCGACUUUGCCGGUUUGUUAUGUGCCUCCACUGCCAUCAUAUGCAGUUCCGGCAGCGUGACAAGCCGGUCCGCCCGACCACACCACCGUGUGUUGUGUAACGAAUCUCGCAUACACUGGGGGCCUACGGACUGGCUGGAAGAUGACCCGCUUUGGUGUGUGCGUGUGUGUGUGUGGCAGGAAGCAUGACGGAGCGGUCAUCCCUUAUAGAUAUAUCCACCCGAAGCACCACCGUCACAAUCGGUCGCCGGUGCUAGUAGCAGAAGAUGAUUAUUACAUUGCACCGGCUGUAACGUUUGAUGAUGUAUGUGAGGAACCCCAGCCCCCACAUGCAACAUGCAGGUGUGUUGCAUCGUACUAUGUGUUUAAUUUAUACUAUCACUAUCGAUCGCGAUGGCGUCACUCGCUGUGUGCCGCACGUCAAUGUGUCGUUUGCCACUUCUGUGCUCUCGCGAAGAUCAAGCCGGGCUUUUGUCCCGGCGAAGUAGUGCAGUGGAUGAUGGAAAAGUGCAUAAGCAGCACACCUCUCCCCCGGCCUCCAGACCGAUCGGGAACCGCUCUCUAUCAGGGGCGUUAUGUAAAUGCACUUGCACUUAGGGCAGCUGAUUAGAGGCAGUGGUUGGGAUAGCUCGGGGAGGGUUACCAAGGCCUUGGUAACAAAAACCUUGUUUGCAUCGUAUCCCGAGGGAUUGCAGAACAGUGAACGGGGCAUUGUUUGUUUUUUACUUGUCCGACCUCUGCUGGCUUUACCAGCAGUUUACCAUUGAUAUCAAUCCCUCCGAAUAACUUAUUCAACUUCUCCACACCUACAGAUUUAGAAUUUGCUGGAAUCUGAACGGGAGAGGCGUCAGUGACGUUGGACCGGGAUACAAAUCCCAUCCAGACGCAGGCCUUGACUGACUGACUACCUUGCUAAGAAAUGGCAGGUCCAGGCCUUUCGAGGUUUUAGUGAACAAGGAAGGAAGAAUCUGAACUAGUGGAGAAGACUGAUUGUCAGAUUUUUAUAAUGUUGGACAUAAACGAUGGCGAUUGGCUUGAGGCCAAUUUUUCACAGACCUGUUUUACUGUUUGUGAAACCCUUAAUGGAGGCCAUUUUGUUUUUCUAAACUGUUUCCAUAGGGUGUUAGCUACUGCACUGGCGUGUGCAUGUGUCUGUGUUGGGAGUUGCAAAAGUAUAUUUAUUGGUUGGGUUUUGUAAACUCUCCUCCUCCCCCCUCCUCCCAGUGUGCCAACCUGUCCCAGUGUAAUAUCGAAAGCAUCUCAAUCUCGACGUGCAGAACCGAUAAAGCGAGCACACGUGGACAAAAGAGCUGGUGCAGGAACAGAUUUAAAGUUUAGUGAUUUAAAAGUUGGCCGAAAAACAAACAUAUUCUACAUAAGAAAAACACACACAUACACACAGAGCUUUUAGGGAGGUUCCAAUAGGAUGAUGAUGAUGUGUAGCGGUAGUGAGUAGUAAGAUAAAACACGAGGAACAAAACGUUGCACAAAUUUGAACGUAAUCAAAAGUAAGAAACAACAAACAAAGAAACACGGAAAAAAACGGUUUACAUCUCGGACCAAAAUUUAUUUACAAAUGAAUAGGCAAAAUUUAACGAAAGCAAACGAGUGGAAGUCUUCAGCGUUACGGACGCAAAAUCAAUUACAAAUCAAGUGCUAAAAAAGAAUGGAAAAAAGAAACAAAUUAUUAACGAAACUUUAGGACAAAACAUAAAAUUUAACCGUGUUUGGCGUACUGUUUAGGUAUCUUUGGAAUCUAUGAUUCUGGUGCGAUUCUGGGGGGGGGCUUUUCACCCUUCUUCUCUUUAACACAAAAGGUGCAAUGUUGAGCUAGUAAGAAAGAAAAAACCGAACUGAAACAGCAAGUUGAACAGUAUACCAGAACACCUAGAUCAAUGAGCGAAAUCCCACCAGAAAGCGCGAGCGCGCGUGCAUGUAUGAAUGAAUGGCAAGAAGCCGAGGACCGGAAGGAUUAAAAAUCCACCCCAAUAGUGUCGAUUUAAAAAGGGGAUGUUCGCACGCUAUCCUCCCCCUCCCCUCCCCUGCACGAUAUAUUACUCUACCAAUCGGUGUGUGUAAAAACGUAGAAACCCUUAACGCAUACAAAGCCGCCGGCGAGAGAAAGUCUCGCGCGAAACGGACACGGAAAGCAAACGGAACACACACACACUGUGUGUGCGCUGCGAUACAGGUUCCGUUCUUCAGCCACAGGGUAGGCGAAACGAUAAUCCUUAAACACCCCUAUGUUUCUAGUUUCAUUCUCCCAGAGAUUCUUGUCCACUUGUACACAUGUUGGGCGCAUGUUAGCGUAACCGCAUAAACACACACAGAAAGUGCAAAUUAAUUGUUAAGUGUUGAGUUGUUGCAAAAAAAAAAUUAAUCCACGUUACAUUUAUGUUUUGUUUUGUUGCUUUAUCGCUAAGGCGAGAGAGAGAGAGAGUUUUGUACAAAGGAAGCGAAGAUCGUAGCCCCACGUGGAGGUGCACGCACGUGUCGAUCGAUCGUGCCGUGAUCGAUUAUUACCAGCGUAUAUGUAGGCGCUAGAAUACAACGAUAACAAGUAAUCUAUAUAUAUUACCGUACAGGCGACGCGUACCGAUCCUUGCAAAGGAAUAGUUUAUUUUUCCUCCUUUUUUUUAUUGAUUAGUUGUUAUUACUUGUUUGAUUGUUUGUUACAUUUAAUCGCGCUGCAGUGGCGCUUUUUUACCACAGAAAAGUACUAAAUAAAAUCGUUAAUCCGUGUACGCGAUCGUUCCCAGAUUUUUGUUCUUGUUGUUUUGUUUGGAUUUUAACUAAAGCGAUCCAAGGGGUUAGGUGUGUGGUUUUUGCUUUCCACUUUGCCACAGCAUCAAAGAAUCGAACAAUUAGUAGGGACAGUAGGAAAAUUUGGCAAAAAAACAAAACAAAACAAAAAGCGAAAGGGAAAAGGGCGUUUUUACUUUUUCGAGCGAUUAUAAAUCGCUUCGGGGCGGUAAGGCUCCGAAUAGUACGAACAAAUGAUGGUGAAAACGAAAAAAAACUCACAUAAACACACACUUAUAUUCAUAUGAUGGAUGUGCCUAAAACAAUAUACGAACAAGCUAAACACACAAACACACAUAUAGUGGAAACAGUUGUAA